AUGGGAAAGGAGUGGGACUUGCAGCAGAACCGCCCCUACAGCGCCCAGGACGUGUUCGGCAACCUGCAGCGGGAGCACGGCCUCGGCAAGGCGGCGGUGGUGAAGGCGCUGGACCAGCUGGCCCAGCAAGGCAAGAUCAGAGAGAAGACGUACGGCAAGCAGAAGAUCUAUUUUGCAGAUCAGGACCAGUUUGACACGGUGAGCGAUGCUGACCUCCAGGCCCUGGACGCCAAGAUCGUGGACCUCACCUCGAAGGUGCAGAGCGUGCAGCAGAGCUGCCGCCACAUGGAAGCUGAGCUGAAAGAGUUAACCAGUGCCCUGACCACUCCGGAGAUGCAGAGCGCGCUCCAGGAGCUACAGAAGGAGUGUGCGGGCUACCAGAAGAGACUGGAGAAUAUCAGGGCGGCCACCAACCAUGUAACUCCAGAAGAGAAGGAGCAGGUUUACCAGGAUAGGCAGAAGUACUGCAAGGAGUGGCGGAAGCGGAAGCGCAUGGCCACAGAACUGUGUGAUGCAAUUCUUGAAGGGUACCCCAAGAGUAAGAAGCAGUUCUUUGAGGAAGUUGGGAUAGAGACAGAUGAAGAUUACCAUGUUAAGCUCCCAGACCCCUGAGGCCUGCUGGGACUGGGGGAUGGUUGUGGAAGGCCUAGGAUAAAGUUGGGUUUUGGUGGCUGUUAACUGCUUUGCACCUGGGCAGAGCAGUGGGAGAAGGGGCAUAACCCCGAGUGCCGUGUGCAGCCCCGAGUGGCCGCACUCUGUCAUCGUCCACCCUCAACCCCUGGAGCUGACCACCUCGGCCUGGAGCAGCAUGAACGGGAAGCGUUUGGCAAUUAUUUAUUGUAAUAGUUCGAUAUAAAAAUGUUUGAUUUCCUUGUAA
This is a messenger RNA of Echinops telfairi (small Madagascar hedgehog), 877 nucleotides long. It is a transcript of the gene PSMC3IP, whose product is annotated as PSMC3 interacting protein. Gene Ontology annotation, biological process: meiotic strand invasion involved in reciprocal meiotic recombination; homologous chromosome pairing at meiosis; meiotic joint molecule formation. Gene Ontology annotation, molecular function: recombinase activator activity; double-stranded DNA binding. Bases 1 to 612 code for a protein of 203 amino acids. NCBI's taxonomy places the organism in Eukaryota, Metazoa, Chordata, Mammalia, Afrosoricida, Tenrecidae. The transcript has 8 exons. The record is from RefSeq and is a predicted model, not a curated record. Gene Ontology annotation, cellular component: condensed nuclear chromosome; DNA recombinase auxiliary factor complex.